Molecule: messenger RNA, 1814 nt
Organism: Dendronephthya gigantea
Lineage: Eukaryota; Metazoa; Cnidaria; Anthozoa; Malacalcyonacea; Nephtheidae
Exons: 2
Coding region: 36-1676 (546 amino acids)
Source: RefSeq, a predicted model, not a curated record
GCACUCCUUGCACUUCCUUGUUUCGUUUGCAUCAAAUGCGCCAAUGUGCUGGAAUAAUCAUGAACAUUUAUACCGAGGGAGAACUAAGAUAUUUUAGGUUAGCCAAAGGAGUUAUAGGUUAUUCCACUGCCGCUCUAAGAAAAGCAUUUAGGCGAGAAUGGAACCGUCUUUAUCCAUCUAAGCCAUGGCGAGAUGAUGGAACGAGCGGAAGAAAGAUGCUUGCAGAAGAACAACUAUCUCGGCACUCACGUCUGUACGACCCAAAAUUUGCAAAUGAAUGUCAAUCAAUCAAGGAUCAUUUGAAACGUGGAGAUGUAGAAGAAUGGGACGUUACGACAUUGGUAUUUGCUUUUCUCUACUCUCAUGCUUUAAACGGUAUACGUUACCGUUCACACUGGGGAACAGUGAAUACUGCUAUACACAAAAUAAAGCAGGUUAGAAAUAAAGUUUUUGCACAUGCUAGCGAAGCGUCAAUUUCUCGCACAAGUUUCAUGAGAAACUUUGGUAUUUUGGAACAAGGGGUGCAGGACUUACUCCACACAAGGUCAGAUCCUAUGGUUAAAGAUUUGAGAUUGUUGCGAACAGAAACCGAAUUCGUAACUGAUGAUCUUGUAAAGUAUAAGAAAUUGCUUCAGGAAGAUCAUAAUAGCUUACUCUUAAUUGAUGAAAAUCUCAAAACACUGGAGAGGAAGAUGAACAUAUCUGAACCCAAAGGUGGGAAAAAUUAUGCCAUUGCAUGCCCUGGGACCUUUGAAAACAGUGAAAUCAUUUCAUCGGUUUCACAUCGAAUCAACAGACUGGAACAUGAGUUGUCAAGUCCAGUUGACUUGGUGCCAUCCUGUUUUAAGCCACCAAUUUUCCACAGUUCAAGAUAUAUUAAGCUGAUGAAUGGAUCAAAUUCUAUGUCAUACAAUUUUUGUUGGGAUGAACUUAGCAUGUUCCUCAAGGGAUUUGAUGAUAAUCUGGACAUAAAGAUGUUUGCUGCUAUCCAAUCAGCAGUAUCACUCAGUCAUCAAUCAAGAAAAGAUGAGAGUUUUGAUGCUCUCAAUAGUUUAACUGCCAAAGAUCUCUUGGGUACACAAUAUGGAUUGGUAUUAUUCGCUCGAGUUAAGAUCCGCAAAGCAUAUAUUUUACAUGAUCGUGGUAAGGACGAUGAAGCAAUAAAAGAGGUACACGAGGCUGAAUUGAUGUUGAGCAACGGAGAUUACCACGAAGACAGGGCUGAAAUCAACUGCGCAAAAGCCAAUAUAUACCUAUCAUCGGGCAAAAAUAGCGCAGGUGAUCGCGAAAACAUCUUACUCCACUUGGACAAAUGUAUCCACUUUUGUGAAAAAUCCACAGUUGAUAAAAGUGUGACAAUUACUCAGGUCAAGUUGCGCAAGGCUCUGUGUCAUCUUGGCUAUUACCAGCAUGGUAUUAUAGUAGAGGCUCCCAAGAUUUCCGAAGUUAACAUUGCUGAGACAAUUUUGAGCCGCAUUUCCAAAGAGUCUAACUUGUCAAAACGCAGCCAAGUGUACUUAAAAUUUGCUCAAUCAUUGCUUGCCUACAGAAAGGGGGAAACAAGCACUGCAAUAGAAUUGGAAGAAAAAUUGCGAAGAAAAUGCGAACGCCAUGAAAUACGCUUUGAGAUCAAACAACUGGAUAUGUUGAAAGCUUUGAUACGAGGCUCAGAGUAAAUUACUAAGUUUCGGCAUAGGCUCAGAGGUAGGUGACCGUGAAGAAUAUAACUGCAAUUGGCUGAAAAUACCUAUACACAGCGCAUUCAAGAUAGUUAAGUAUAAAGCAGCGAAUUAUAUGUUAACCAUAACGACAAU